This is a messenger RNA of Aphanomyces invadans, 1484 nucleotides long. RefSeq lists its product as hypothetical. Bases 333 to 902 code for a protein of 189 amino acids. The transcript has a single exon. NCBI's taxonomy places the organism in Eukaryota, Oomycota, Saprolegniomycetes, Saprolegniales, Verrucalvaceae. The record is from RefSeq and is a predicted model, not a curated record.
AAGUUAGCCAAUCAAAUUCGCUCUUUACAACUUAUAUCCUUUGUAGAUAGCCAAUCAAACGUCGUUUGAUGGAUGUUGAUGCACAAUUCGGCAUCAGUCGAGUAUGGCACGGUGCCGACGGCGGUGCGAUACCCGACGGGCAACAAGAGGGAGACUUUUUCGUUGGCAGGGCGGAUAAAGAUCGUGCGGAUCUUGGUUUUGCCACCCAUGGGAGUACUUGUCAAAGAGGCCAAGGUGGCGUUGCAGCAGCGACGUGAAAAGCAGCCCGGACGCGAUACGAACCGCAGCUCUGUUCGGGGUAGUCCACUUCGCGUGCCUUCGGGCUCCACAUCAUGGCUGCGCUUCAUCAUGACAAGGAUGCAUGGUUCUUCCGUCAAGGACAGCUUGACCGACGCUUCUGGAAUCGCAGACACGAAAAUGCUUCACUACGCCGACCACAUCUUGUUCAUGCAGGUGACUUCUUCAAUUUCCACCGCUUGGCGGAUCUGCUCCUUCAGUGCAGCUGUCUUGACCGCGCAAAAACAACAAAGCUGGGUGCCUCUCGAGACGGCGCCGUUCCAGCGGCUCUAGUUCUCAAUGAUGCCGAGCGGUAUAUCUUCAUUUCAGUAGAAACGGAGCGACCGGCGCCUGGCGAGCAACUGCACAAUCCCGUUCGAGCGUUCGUGGGCUUUGGUCUGGGGAAUGCGCUCGAAAUGGCAAUCGCCAUGGGAUUGCGCAUGACCGUUCUCGUUGGCUUUGCUCGUAACAUCAUACAUCCGUUGCGACGUCCGGAACGGGAUGAAAUCCUUGUGGAACGCCUUGACCGGACAGAAGUAUGUGGACGCAAGCACGCCGAGGGAAGCACCGGCCCGGGCAUUGGCGCCCAUCGAGAAGUUGGAGCUCGCCGAGCUGGACAUGGCUGAAGCAGAUCAAAAGAAUAAGUGUCGGGGAUAUCCUGGCGAUGGCACACGGUCGUGGUGUGAACAUCCGGAUACGGCGCACCUGUUGUGAGGCGUCGUCGCCUCCCUCGCGUCGAAGUCGCUGUACUGCGCCACGUCAUGGACCACUCCAAAGCUCACGUGCUCGAACGAUCCCCAGUCGCCGUCCGACCUCCACCUUGUAGCAUGGCGUGAAGCGCUUGGCGAGUGUCUUGGUGCCCGUGGCCUUGGUGCUAUGGCCACGAGGCUGUGGAGUGCUUCAAUGGCAGCAUCGCCGAUUUUGGUACAAGCGAUGCCGCCAACGAACCGCAGGCGUUGCGACACCUUGACGCCCUACCCGUAUAAGUCGAACGGUCGCGAUCGCCGAGAUCUCGACGGACCCCGCAAACCGAGUGGUUGCUUGCCUCCAAAUGCGGUGACCAUGGUCAGAUUUGGCGCGGACGUGAAGUGACCCUGCGCAACGCCGCAACGUCGGCGGCCGCUUGGCUGACGGGACGUAGUGCCUGUCAUCACCGAUCAUCGCACAUCGGAAGGAAGGAGCGCCGCCAUACAAUCGUCAAAUCGGCG